This is a messenger RNA of Branchiostoma belcheri (Belcher's lancelet), 10838 nucleotides long. RefSeq names its product protein-methionine sulfoxide oxidase MICAL3-like. The transcript has 39 exons. The record is from RefSeq and is a predicted model, not a curated record. The coding region runs from base 262 to 8568 and encodes 2768 amino acids. Gene Ontology annotation, molecular function: FAD binding; protein binding. NCBI's taxonomy places the organism in Eukaryota, Metazoa, Chordata, Leptocardii, Amphioxiformes, Branchiostomatidae.
ACGUCAUUUUGUACAUUAUGCUAAUUACCCAAAAUGGCCGCUGAACGAGUUCGUUGAUUUCAGCAACAUCAACACUUCGCGAAGGUUUUCCCCGCCAAACUUUGGAUUAUCCGCAGUGUUUGAUCCUCGUAUUAGCUUCAACGGACACAGAAGUGGCCUGGUUUGAUAUUCGCUGAAUUUUCCAAAAAUCGAAGUAAAGCUACAAGCGGCGUGAGAUGGACGUUCCUAUAGCAACGACAAGGUGAGAAGACCGUGACCGCGAUGAACGGGAACGGGGAGAAGGCGGAGAACGACCCGGUCGCGGACGGGCUGUACGACCAGUUCGUCCAGGCAUCGACCUUCCAGCAGAUCUUGAGAACUUUCCGAGAGCUGUGCGACCAUCUGGGCCUGAAGAACUCCGACUACCGCAACUUUUACAACAGACUGAAGGCCAAACUCCAGUCAUGGAAGGCACAGGCACUGUGGUCCAAAAUAGACAAGAGGGCAGCUCACAAGGACUAUCAACGAGGGAACGCCUGUCCCAAUACAAGGGUGUUGAUUAUAGGAGCAGGUCCAUGUGGUCUCAGGUCGGCUAUCGAGGUAGCCCUGCUGGGCUGUAAGGUGGUGGUGGUAGAGAAGAGAGACCGGUUCUCUCGUAACAAUGUUCUGCAUCUCUGGCCCUUCACUAUCCACGACCUCAAACAACUAGGAGCCAAGAAGUUCUACGGAAAAUUCUGUGCUGGCCAACUCGACCACAUAAGUAUAAGACAGCUGCAGUGUAUCCUGCUGAAGGUAGCCUUGCUGUUAGGAGUGGAACUGCACGAGAAUGUCGGCUUUGAGAGUAUCAUCCCCCCUCCCGCUGAACAGGAGCCUGAGGCGAUCGGCUGGACGGCAAAGUUCACUCCCAAGGCCCAUCCUGUGUCUGAGUAUGAGUUUGAUGUGCUGUUUGCAGCAGAUGGGAAAAGGAACACACUUGAAGGAUUUCCGAGGAAAGAGUUUCGCGGGAAACUUGCCAUCGCCAUCACCGCAAACUUCAUCAACCGCCACACGCGGCAGGAGGCACGAGUGGAGGAGAUCAGCGGAGUAGCCUUCAUCUUCAACCAGAAGUUCUUCCAAGAUCUGAAAGAAAGUACAGGAAUUGACCUGGAGAACAUUGUGUACUACAAGGACGACACCCACUACUUUGUCAUGACAGCAAAGAAACAAAGUCUUCUGAAGAAGGGCGUCAUCUUAUGUGACUAUGAUGAAACGGAAAUGCUUCUGUCCCGUGAGAACGUGAACCAGGAAGCCCUGAUGGCGUACGCUCGAGAAGCCGCCGACUUUUCCACCAAUCAGCAGCUCCCACGGCUGGACUACGCGUUCAACCACUACGGGCAGCCCGACGUGGCCAUGUUUGAUUUCACGUCUAUGUACGCAGCAGAAAAUGCCAGCAGGAUAGUGGAGAAGAAUGGACACAGACUCUUACAGUGUUUGGUGGGAGACAGUCUGCUGGAGCCUUUCUGGCCCAUGGGUACGGGCUGUGCCCGCGGGUUCCUGGGUGCAUUUGACUCGGCGUGGAUGACGAAACAGCUCGCCUCGGGCCAGCUGUCUCCGCUGGAGGUCCUGGCUGAGAGGGAGAGCAUCUACAAACUCCUGGCACAGACCACACCUGCAAACCUGCACAAGAACGUCACUCUGUACAGUAUUGACCCCAACACCAGGUACCCUAACCUGAACUUCACCUGGCUGCCGAAGCACAUUAUACGCCACCUGUACACGACAGACAAACCCGUCAAGGACGAGCCUUACAUCAUCGACAAGCCCAGGAUUGCUGCACCAAGUCUGCAGAGAAGUGCAUCUGUGGUGAGACCCAACAAGCUGUUGGACUGGUCCAAACGGCAGACGGAGGGGUACAAGCAUGUCAGGGUAGAAAAUCUCACCACCUCCUGGAGAAGUGGUAUGGCCCUGUGUGCCAUCAUCCACAGAUACAAACCUGAGCUUAUUGACUACGACUCACUCAAUCCAGAAGACGUUGCCAAAAACAACCAGCUUGCCUUUGACCUAGCGGAGAAGGAGCUGGGUAUCCCACCGGAGUUGACUGGAGUGGAGAUGGCCAUCAAGGAGGUGCCAGACAAACUCCGCAUGGUCUCCUACCUGUCUCAGUUUUAUGAGAUGUUUAAGGACACCAUUCCCCCAGAUUUGGCGACCAAGUCUACCAAGCCUGACACCCUGGAGCUGCCUGACACAGAGAAUGUCCCCCCUCCCACCGUCCGCUCCCCGGUCCAGAGAAUGUCUCUCCUCAGUAAACUGGGACAGAGUCUCAGCAGGAAGAGAACUCCCAAGGAGAAAGCAGAAGAGAAGGAAAGCUCUGCCAAGAGAAGAAAAGGUGGUGGUCUGUUUGGACUGUCCAAGAGACAUAAGGACAAGGAUAUGACUGACUCCGUCCCACCAAUGGAAGAAGAACCGGAGGUCCUGAAGGCUAACGGUGAUGUCCCCAGCAGUUAUAACAUCUCAGCACACGCCACGGACCGCAUCAGCUCUAUGGCUGAACAACUCAUGGCCAAGUUUGAAGGGAAGGACCCGCGACAAGUGCCUAACAGUUCUCCCUUGCUCAGGCCGAAAUCGCGUGGGUUCAUAAGUCUUCAGGCUGCAAGUGACUGGUGUUUCUUCUGCGACAAGCGUGUGUACGUGAUGGAGCGACUGAGCGCAGAGGGGCUGUUCUUCCACCGCAGCUGCUUCAAGUGUGACUACUGCGGCUGUAUCCUCCGUCUGGGGAACUACGCAUUCGCAGCCGGCGAGGGAGUCAACGGGAAAGAUAAUAAUGACGGUGAUAAGGGUAAAAAAGGUACAUUCUACUGCAGACCUCACUUCAGGAUGCAGAAGAGAAAACGGCCAGCAGGAGAUGAUGACGAGGAUGAAGAAGAAAAGGAGAACAUCCCAGCAGAGGUUGAGGAGCCAGCCAGAAGAGCCAGUCUGGAGGACAAACUACUCAGUCCACCUUCUGGACAGCCUGUACAGAAGCGUUACCGUGCCACCCCUGAGCGCGUGGAACUGGAGAACUACAGGAAGACGAUCUACGAGACGCAGGGUCUGAUCCCGGAGGAGACGCUAACGGAACACAACCUCAUCCAGACUGUCGGGCUGGAGGACGAGGAAGACUACGAGAGCUCCAGCUCAUCAGAUGAGAUGGAUUUUGAAGAGGAGUCUCCCAUGGAUGUGAUGUCCUGGGCUAAGAAGGUGGAGAACGCUGCCUCACUAGGGAAGUCCAACCUCCUACACAUGGACAGUAAAGACCCUUCUCUGGAUGCAGUUAGAACUCCCAAAGUACAGUUGAUGAGAGGACUUGUCUGUACGUCAAACUGUGUCGUUCUGUGUGUAGCACGGAGAAGGCUAAACCGCCUGUCCCAGUGCGUUCCUAUCGAAAACGUUGAGGAUCUGGUCUGGCUCGAACCGUCGCCAUACCGUACCCGCUCGUCUGACUCGGAAUAUGACAGCGGGAGUGAUUUGGAAGCACCCCCGCAGGAGGAAGUGUAUGAGUCCUCUGAGGAUGAAGGUCCGCCCCAGUGGCAGGAACCUCUGCACAUUUCCACUACAGAAGAAGAGCAUGAGUCCAGUGAUGAGGAUGACAUCAGUCCUGUGGAGACACGCCCUUCAGAACUCCUGUGGAGGGUGGUAGAUUUUCCUUACCUCCCAGAAAAACCUCAGGGUGCUGUAGGAGGAGCCGCAGCAUCUGAAGAUGAGGAAGAAGAAGAAGAUGAGGAAGAAGAGGAGGAGGAGGAGGAGGAAGAAGAGGGCUCUGAGGAAGAAGAAGGAGAAUCCUCAGAAGAAGAGGAAGAUGAAGAUGAAGAGGACCAGCUGAGUGAUGUGAGUGAAGGGGAGGUGCUGGACUGGCAGCAACCUCAGGCUGACGAGGUCCAGAGAUAUACUAGCACUGCCAGGUGGGUCCUCAGUACCCCCCCACAGUCACCUCCUCCAGCUGAACUCAGCAGAGACAGGCCCAAAAUAACGCUAACUGGUCCUGAAAACGAGCCCCUCAGUCCUAACGAAGAAAAGACACCCGAAAAACCCACUGACUUGUACUCCAAGUUGUUUGGCGGGAAGGACCAAAAGAAAAUGAAGAGUCCCAUCGGUGCCUUCCUGAAGAUUGAUGAGGAAGAAGGUUACGCUGUAAGGCAGGAGCCCCCUGGGAGCCCCAAAAUGGCCAGCAGCCCCAAAACCAGCCCCAAGAGAGUCAGAAGCCCCAAACUGGGCAGGAAGAGGGAAGAGAAGAAGGAGGAAGUAAAGUGGCAGCAGGAGCACCAGAGACUGAAGAACUCCCGCGAGAACCUGCUGAGGUCCAUCUUCGAGUAUGACCCAACAACCUCGGCAACAGGCCCUAGAAACUCGGAGAAAGUGAACAUUGAAUGCAAUUCCGAGGACUUGUAUAGGAGGCUGUUUGGUAAGGACAAACUUGAACUAUCUGACGAGGAGUCAGCAGAGGACGUAGAGGAGCAGCAGGUCUCGGAACCAUCCACGCCAUCCCCAGAACGACCAACCGUACCAGAACACGAGGAAAUCGUCAGAACACCUGAACAUCCAAAACGUGCAGAUCUUGAGGGGUCAUUCGAUGCGAAGAAAUAUCUCACCCCGGACGGUCAGAUGCCACAGCGCUCCCGCGGACUGAAAGCUCUGGCUCUGAUGGGGGAGAAGUUUUCUCAUUUUGACAGUGAACCCGCAACCCCCACGAGACCCUCGGAGGAUGCCAGCAGGAAUUAUGUCAGUGAGGGAGAGGCACAUGGAGCAAGAAGGCUGUAUGCUAAUGAGCCAAGGAUGGAUAUUUUAGGGGUAGAACAGGGUGAGUCAAAUGACUGGGUGGACGGUGGGUCACCCCAGAGGAGGUAUCCAUACACAGACAGGGAACUCAAGUUGAAUCUGAAAGGAGUUGAAACAGGUGAAUCAAAUGAUUAUGUAGAAGUAGUCCCUACUGAGGUUCAUGGUGUUGAGUAUCUCUCAGAAACAUCCUCUGAAGAAGAGGGUCUGGAAGAAGGCAAGCUGGUGCAUGCAGACUCUGUCGAGAACCUUCGCAAGAAAAAGACACCAGAGACAAAGAAGAGCCCAAGAACUGCCAGAAGGAAUAGACUAAGAAAGGACAACAAGAGCCCAAGAGUUCAAACCACGCCACCCCCACCUCAAGAAGAGAAGGAUGACCUGGUCAGGACAUAUGAAGAAGCUCUCGCCAGGAGAGAAGAAGAAGGGCCACAGGAAGAACAAGAAGUUGUUUCUCCUUCGAAGGAGUACAGGAAGAAGAAGCCCAUUGUUCUGGAGUUAACAGACUCUGCGGAAGACGACAUCCAAAUGUAUGAAGAAAGACUCGCAAGAAUGGAGAACGAAAAUGAAGAGAAGGAAGAUGAGGAACUGGAGAGGUAUGAAGACAAGUUGAGGAAACUUGCAGCCGAACCCUCUCCUAUCCCCUCCCCCUCCCCUCUUCCUUCUCCUGCUGCAUCUCCAGUUUCGUCUCCUUCCCCCCUCCCAUCUCCAGUUGAGUCGCCCAUGGACAUAAAGAGAAUAGAGGACAUGUUGGACCAACGGCCCAUCUCCGUUCUGGACGACAACGAAGAUGAAAUGGUGAAAACCUACGAGCGGCAGCUCUCGCAGAUGGAGACAGAGGAAGAAGUCAAAGAAGUCAAACGCAAACUCGAACCCCUGAAGGACAGAGAAAGUAGGGUGCGGUCCCUACCUAGGUCGGAAUCGGACUUCACUAUCUCUACACCCAGUCAGUCGUUAGCUUCAUCACCAACCUCCUCUGUAGAGAUGGAGAUGGAACCACUUCCUGUGUUGAAGGAGGAAAGAGAAGCAGCUGAAUCUAACAAAGUUGACAGCAUGAACAAAGAGCUGGAGAAAGGGUUUCAGGAGAUACAUGAUUCUCUCAUGGACUCACCAACAAAGGGAGCCAAGGGGAACAGACUGGAAAGUACGUCCAGUGACUUGCCUAUGGUUACACCACCCUCGACGCCGUAUGGAAAGGAGCUGUCCUACCUACGGUCGCCGACUGCAGCGGAACAGAAGCAUGUGUACGACAGGACUUCCACUGGAGCGAAGGUCGAGAAGUCGACUCAACUGUCUGUGGACAGUGGCAGCAUCGAAGACAUUCCAUUUGUCGAUGAUGGCGAGAUCGAAAUCGAGGUCGCAAAAGGGUUUAACGACUCACGUGAAGAGUUCUACACGCCUCCUACGACGCAGAAGCCAAGAAGACCGCUACCGACCCUCCCGAAGGACGUCGGAGCAUCACCGGUUAAAGUCAGCAGGCCACUUCCUCCAAGGCCUCAAACCGAGCCGGCAGAUGAAUCCAAGAAGAAAGUGGCGACUGCGUUGGAGAAGGCGCAAACCAUUCGACAAAACCUUGAGAAACUCAAGAUGGAUGGCGAGAUGCUGCUGACCAAACUGCAGUCCAAGAAGUCACCAAAGGAAGCUGCAGCAGAACGGCAAGCAAAGUACAAAGUAGACGAGAAGCCAGCUGAAACUAAACCUACAGAACGAAAAGAAGAUAAAACAAGAAGAACAAGCGACGUCAAACCUGGCCGGGCUAGACUCUCAGAGAUGGCCAGCAAGGUUGACACAAGAAUAAAGAAAGACGGUGUCACAAAAGCAAAGAAAGAAGAGGCCAAACCUACUCCCAGCAAACCAGAAAAGACCACACGCAAACUGCCUUCUGAGGAAAUCGUAGGAAGAGCUAGACUCGCAUCCUCGGAAAGUCUCUCAAGUAGGAAAUCUUCCUCGGAAAGUAUUAGUUCUUUAGGCGAAACAUCAAAAGAUAGGGAUACGAAAAUUAGCAAGGCACAGUCCGGUAGAAAGGUAUCCACAAGUAGUGCUAGUUCCAGAGAGGGUGGCAAAACACCUCAAUCAGAAGAGAAGGCCAAGACUGAGAAGAAGACUGGCUUUAGGUUACCGCUAAGAGGGAAGGAGAAGAAGCCAAGUACCAAGACGUCUCCGACGUCUAGUGAUCCUCUUGUCUCUCCGGCCGCCAGUAAACCUCCCAUGGGUCCGAGCGCUGCCAAGAAAACUGUGCCAAAGGCUGAAGUAAAGAGCAGACCGUCAACAGGUUCCAAACUAGCAAAAACCGCCGCCAAAGAAAGCCAGGAUGCGGUCGGUAGAAGACUGAGUAGAGAGAACGGUAGCACAGCUCCUGUCAAACCCAGGCCAACCAAGACUAGUGCCAGCCGAGAAAAACUCGCCGAAGGAAAGAAACCCCCUCUUAAGGAAAGAUCUCCCAGCAAAGAAAAACUUCUUGACACCACUGAUAGUGCAAAGACAAAACUCGCAGGAAAAGAGGGCAAGGCACUGAGAAAAUCCACCAGCAAAGAAAGACUGUUAGACACAAAAUCAAAGGUCUCUAGACCAAGGAGUGAAAGUAAGGACUCGAAAGACUCAGUGGACUCUCGCCCGAGAAGUGAAAGUCGAGACAGUAAAGGAAGUGUCAGUUCUCAAGAGGGGAAGAAAGAUAAGAAGAAGGAGAAGACAAAGUCACCAAAGGAGUCUCCAGCAUCCAGACUACUCAAGGCACUCACACCUGGCAAGACUAAGUCAAGGACCUCGAAAGGUGACACAUUGGAGAUGUCGGCAGUCACAUCGCCUGAAGAAAGCAAACCUAAGAAAGUCAAGGCAGACAAGAAAGAGAAGAAGGCGGAGAAGGGCAAGAGAAGGAGCGAGCCUAAAGACAUCAAGCCAAGUACAGGUGUGGCCUCACCUGAAAUAAGGGUGAAUGGGGAGGUAGUAGAUGACAAAGACCAGGUGACAGUCUCCACGUCUCCUGACUCCUUCGACAAGACCUUUCCCUUCGUCACCUACAGGAAACAGAAGGGCCCACUGCCAGACUCAGAACCAGAGGUUACCCCUAGCAGGUCAUCCAGAGGUCGAGUUCCAACUCGCAAGACCAGAAGAACCCAGGCUGAAAUGCUUGGAGAGUCCACAGACUCUUGUGAAGACCUUCUCUUUGUUACCAGGGACAAGAUGCCAAGCAGGACUCUCAAGGAAUUUGAGGAUCGUAAGGCUCUCCACGAGGAGGAGCUGAACGACAAGAUCACGAAGCGCGUGCAGCGAGCGGCGCGGCGGCAGGCCCGUCAGGAGGAGCUGAAGCGGCUGCGGCGUGCGCAGGUGAUCCAGAGACAGCUGCAGGAGGUGGAGGUGAAACAGCGGGAACUGGAGACACGAGGGGUGCAGCUGGAGAAGGCUCUCAGGGGGGAGUCAGGAGAAGACCAGGAUGAGGCCAAACUGAUGCAGGAGUGGUUCCAGCUGGUUCAGGAGAAGAAUGCGCUCGUCAGAUAUGAGUCUGAGCUCAUGGUGUAUGGUAAAGAGCUUGAGCUGGAAGACAGACAAGGGCGACUACAGCAGGAGCUCAGAGAGAGGAUGGCAAUCGAUGACUCUAAGAAAACUCCUGAGGAGCUUGCUGAGGAGAAGAGGAUCCUGGAUGAGAUGUUGGAGGUUGUGGAACAGAGAGAUGCUCUGGUGGCCAUGUUGGAGGAGGAGAGACUAAGGGAGAAGGAGGAAGACAAGGAUCUUGAGUCUGUGAUGCUGUCCAAAGGCCUUCAGUACCGGGAGUGGAGGAACAGUGCCAUCCAGACUGCCAAGUUCUGAUCCUCCUCAACUGUGCAUUAUGUACCUGGACCUCAUGUCUAACUCCUCUAUGGAUGGGGAUAUGUACAGCGGAAUAGGGCUUAGGUCACAUGCCCCACCCAUGUUAAAUAGUGAAAUUUCCGCGAAUACUGUCGUUGGACAUACCCACCUACAUGUAGUAAAAGAUAGCUUUGUAUGCGUAAUUUGUGACCACAGUUUCUGCCAUGGUGGUCUCGUUAUAUAAAACAUACCUUAACUGAAGACUGCUUCAUCUGUUUUACUCAACUCAGUGGUUAAAAGCUUAAUAGGCUAGUCUACAAGAAAUAUCAGUUGAAUCUGACAUGACAUGCCCUUGCCUAUACAUUAGCACAUGUCAUACACAUAGGUGCUAGUUUUAAUGCCUGUAUACAGUAUAUACCUGGAUAUACCAGGUACAUUUGACAUCUGACAAGGUACACAGUUAUUUCCGGGAAUGUCUUGUAUAAGUUCAAAACAUUCUAGUAAGAUUGAAAUCUUUCCUUGACUAUUAUUUCAUAUCAGCAGCAUGCCAAACAUAUUCUUCAAAUAUGACUAGUAUCAUUGUUUAUACGCAUUGUAUAUGUUUCUCUGUGCCAGCAUUACGUAAUGAAAUGUAUUGCACUACAGUACUAGGAAACAGUUUUGUACAUGUAGACCUAAAUGAUAAACUACUGUCUUUUCUUUAACUCUAUUUCUUAUCAGGAAUAGAAAGUGUAGAAAAUGUAAGCAGCGUAUUUUUGUCCCCUCAUAGGGGAUGACUAAAUGUAAGUAUAGGUAGCUUUUUUCAAUGUGCAAGGAACACUCAACACAAGAAAUGUGCAAACCAUUUUGCCAAAUGUCAAUUUUGUACAGUUUUCGAGUAAAAUGCUUGCAUCUUUGAAAAAUUCCGGGAAGUUAUAAAACUGCCAAAAUUGUAUUUCCUGUUGCUGUCUUUCCUACUUUGCUGCCUUGCUGUUGCAUGUGACUUGUGCUGUAUUUGUUGUAAUAGAAAAGCUUUUCUGUGAAUUGUGCAAAAACAGCAACACUGUAAGACUAUAGGGCUACAAUUCACUAGUCUGUUCACAUAGCUGUAGCCUUUUCUGCUCUCAUCGAAAUGUUAAACAUACACUGUACCAGACAAAAACACAGACUUAAGAGUAAGAGUUGACAUACAUUGAACCACUAAAUAGUUUUGACGGAGAAGCAGGAUUGGUCUAUUACUGUACACUAGAUGAAAUUUUCAUGACUUAAAAAAACAGGUACUAGUACCUGCUGAUUUGCUACAGGCACUAUAUAUAUUGUUAAGCUUCAAUGAACAAAGCCAUAUUACAUUGUUCAACUCUUUGAAACAUUUCUUUGGCAGAACAGCUUUCCUUGUCAAGAGGUAAUGAUUUUGUUGCUACUAGUGAUUGAAAAAAAUGUUGGUGUAGAUUUGCUAAGAACGAGUGAUUUUGUAUAAAUCAUGGAGGUUGCGAAGUUUAUUGUAGAUGACACAGUUCAGAAAAAGUCUCAUAUUGCCAGACAUGACAGGAAAAAUGUAACUAUGAAUUGUUUUGAUAAGAUAUGAUACUUGAUAGUGACUACAAUGGUGUCAGUGUAUAGUAUGUUGUUAGUAUAGUAUACAAUCCUCAACUCUAUCUGUGUAUAUUGGUACAAGUAAAAGAAAGGUAUCACAGAAACGCAACUGCUCUUUUUGGGAGAUGUUUUUUUCUUGCAGAAGGCUAGUAUUGUCAUCUUUGGAGAUGAACAAAAUCUUCUUUAAUUGAAACCACUGCUGCGGAAUUUAGUUUAGAGAGUUUAAACGAGCCUAAUUGCUCAAUAGACUUUACUACUCUCUGUCACAAUGUUGAAAAGUAUUGUCAAUGUAACAAUUAUAGAAACCAUUGAGGCAAAUUUGCCAUUGUUGAUUAAUUAAGAUGCAAAGAGCUGUAGACACACAAGUAGUAGAUUGUUAGAGAAAUGUAAGUACAAUCCAACUUGUGAUAGAAUUGUUCCUGUACAUGUUUGAAUGUAACUGUACAUGUUUAACUCUGCUCAAUGUUAACUCUUUUGCUGCCAAUCAAAGUUUUUCUUGCUUUGCAUACAAUGUAAGUGUGAAGUGUGGAUGUGGGAAUGUGUUCAAAGUGUAUGUAUUUAUUAUCGACAAUGUCUGAUAAAAUGUUGUAUAGCAGAGAGUAUGUACGUUAGCACAUGAGUGAAGGGUCUCUAGUGUCUUCCAAUUUUGCUACUUCUGACAUGUAUACAAUUUGUUGUAUUCGUAAUAAAACGAGCCUUGCUAUGCACAUUGUUUUCUA